Molecule: messenger RNA, 2359 nt
Organism: Acanthaster planci (crown-of-thorns starfish)
Lineage: Eukaryota; Metazoa; Echinodermata; Asteroidea; Valvatida; Acanthasteridae
Product: serine/threonine-protein kinase pim-1-like
Biological process (GO): negative regulation of apoptotic process; regulation of mitotic cell cycle; protein autophosphorylation
Cellular component (GO): cytoplasm
Molecular function (GO): protein serine/threonine kinase activity; ATP binding
Source: RefSeq, a predicted model, not a curated record
ACGAACGUAAAAACGCCGGUACAAGCGAGUAACCGCCAGAUGAACUCAGGCUGUUUGGGUGAAAACCUGCGGAGCUGAACACACGUAUUCGGUGUCUUUCUGGUGUUUCUGUUGUAAAGGAUCACCAUCUAAGCAUGAAUUUCUCGCGAAAACUAACCAGUCAGUUUGCUAUGAACAUGAAAAACAUGGGGCGAAACAGCUGUGAUCGCAACGGCAAGGAAAAAGAAUCCUUCGAGAAGACCUAUGCAAUCGGACAGCUGCUUGGAAGUGGAGGAUUUGGAACUGUGUACGCCGGAACCAGAGUCCGAGAUAAUUUGCCGGUCGCAAUUAAGCUUGUGACGAAGGAAAAAGUCAACGAUUGGAGUCAGAUUAAUGGCCAGAAGGUACCACUCGAAGUCCAUCUUCUGAAGAAAGUUGCCCACAUACGGGGGUGCAUCAAAAUGUUGGAUUUCUACGACCGAGCAGACAAUUUUAUUAUAGUCAUGGAGCGCCCCGAGCCUGCAAAGGACUUGUUCGAUUUCAUCACGGAGCGAGGGCCCCUCGAUGAGGAACUCUGUCGCAAAUUCUUCCGUCAGAUCGUCGAGACAACACGGUGCUGCCACGAAGCUGGUGUGCUACACCGAGACCUCAAGGAUGAGAACAUUCUGGUCGACAUGAAGUCGGGCGAUCUGAAGCUGAUUGACUUUGGGUCGGGCGCCAUUCUCCGAGACACCGUCUACAAAGAUUUUGAUGGUACCCGUGUCUACAGUCCACCAGAGUGGAUUCGUUCCCACCGUUACCAUGGUCGGCCCGCUGCUGUUUGGUCCCUGGGCAUCUUGUUGUUCGACAUGGCAUGUGGUGACAUACCCUUUGAGCAGGACGAUGAAAUCUGUCGAGCCGAACUCAUCUUCAAGGAUGGGCUCUCGCAGUCCCUGAAGCACCUGAUCUGCUCCAUGCUGCGGGUCAAGCCCAUGCACAGACUGAAUUUGGAUGAGAUACUGGACCACCCAUGGAUGAAGAAGGGACAGUGCGAGGGCGGCAAACAACUGAUGAAGUGCACGCAGUCGGCAGGGAGUGAGGAAAGCAUAAACCGGUCACCCCUGAGCAGUGCCAGCUCCAGUGAGGAGGACCUCAUCAGACAGUCCAGUGGUUCGCCGACCAGUGACAUGCAGUGCACAGACUCCUGUCCGCAAGAUUUGUCUUGCCGCCCCAUCUACCUGGAGGUUGAAUGCUGACCAAGGGUCCACCCACAAAGCAAACUGGAUAUGCUGGCCAAUCCGUAAAUGUUAAAGACUCGCAAAUAUGUGGAUUCUUGGGACAAUCACUGUGGUCAUUUUUGUUUUUUGGUGGUUAAUCUACACAAAGUGCAAUACUUUUUUAAGUUAAGUCACAGCCUGGAACUCGAAGUCGGAUAUUCAUCACCAGCAGUGCAUUGAGGUAUUCACCAGACUUAAAGUGUUCCAGUAGACCAAAUGAGUGCAACAACCACUGUGCCUUCCAUUGUCAAAACCAAACAAAACAAGUCUGGUUGACGUGGCUUUCGUCUAACCAUUACCUCAAUGUGCUGGGUGUGAAGUGCCGGCUGGGAGAUUACGGGCAAAUGUGUCGUGAAGAAAUUCUGUAUUCAAUGCAAGCUGGCAGCAAUAUGUUAAGUGGGCGUUUUGGUUGUCGCUUGUGCCAGACAGGCCCUCCUUGGCAGAACUUCCUCAGACUUGGCAUAAACAUCCUGCUAACCUGAUGAAGCAAUUUCCUGGAUUUCUAGAAAUCGUGGAUCCAUUGUAACAUUAUACCAUAUAUGCUGUCCGGCCAAAAUAUAUUGGUGCUGCCGUUUCACUGUUGCAAAAACGAAAAUCUGUUACCGGUGUUUUAGUGAAAUGGUGUUUAUUAGGAUAUGUUAAUUUAUUGAUCUUAGCUCCUAGUUCUGCACAGUUCAUGUGGUGUUGUAUUUUUUCCUUCUCUAAUAUUUAAAUUCCAAAUUCAUUCAAGUUCAUUGAUUAAUAUGUCCUGUUUGGUGCGGUUCGAUUUUAAACUGAAUUGUAAAGCUAAGCACCCAAGACAUUGCUCAGCAAAACCUCCAGGUAUGGGUGUGUGCAGGUGUUUCAAUUGUUAGAGGCGUUUUAAUUCAGUUUAAUCAGACUUCUCUAGCGUGGUUUCCUUUUAUUUGAGCUUGGUUGAAUUUGGAAAGUCUAUUUUUAUUUAUUUAUCUGUCACUGUCACGCUCAAUUGUUUUUAAGCCCCAUGGGACUAGAUCUUAAAUGUUAACUUAUUGUCAGGUUAUACCUCACUGUAUGUUUUAAUUAUUUUGUAAAUAACAGAGUGUAUAUUUUUUUAUAUUAAUGCAAUAAAUUCAUGUUGCCAGUGUGGCGAAGAGGAUAAUUUA